CAUGAUUGCUGUCUCCUUCAAUUCUAUCGCCCCCUCGCUACAUUUCAACUCCCGUGGAAUCCACCCUCUUUUUCUCUCCACAUUGUGACUUUAAUUCAAUUUUCCUCUGGUAGAUUCUGUUCCAUUCAAUUCUUGUGAAUAGCCACAACAACAUGUCUUCUCCUGCUGGUUCUCGACGAAGGGGCCGCCCAGCGAGGGAUUCGGCCACUGCAUCACCAGCUCGCUCCACACGCUCCCAACAGCAGCCGCAGGCUAGCAGCCCUGCUCAGACGACACCCCGUGCCUCGCGACGUCUACGGGGAGAAGCUGCCGUUCCCUCUUCGUCCCCCAUGUUCUUCCAGUCUUCUCCGGCUCGAGGGAAUAACAGCAGUGCCGAGACACCAGAUGCUCGGAUGGAAGAGCCUAGUUCCCCACUCGGGGCUUCAUCGACUAUGGAUGACGGUGAAAGGACACCACGCGCGAAUCGAGCAGCCAUGAGAGAUUCCUCCCCGAUCCGAUAUGUGUCCAGCUCCAGCCCUACCCGCGCAUUUGGCCGCCAGGCAGGUCAUUCAGAUAUUCCCAGUGAGAGCAGUGGUUUAUUCGUUUCCUCUCGCCAAGACCGUAUAACCUCCCGCCGCAGUGACCUCAACUCCGGAGGCUUUGGGUCAACCCCAAGCCGCAGACGCAGGGUCUUUGUGGAUGCAAAUGGCGUUCCUGCCGCCGAUGGGGAGCCUCAGUCCGAUGCGACAUUUUCGAACAUUCAUCCCGAUACCUCUGAAGCAGAGGCUAUGGGAGGCAGCUCAACCCGCGUAAUCUGGGGUACCAACAUUUCCAUUCAGGAUUCCAUGUCCGCUUUCAAAAACUUUCUUCACAACUUUACCACUAAAUACCGUUUGUGGGCCGAUGGAGCAACAGAGGAUGAGACGCGCCGGAUGGGUGAUGCGGCUGAAGAAUUAGAAUACAUUGAAAUGCUCAACACAAUGCGGCAACUGGGUGUUACCAGUCUCAACCUGGAUGCGAAGAACCUCAAGGCAUACCCACCGACUCUGAAACUGUGGCAUCAGCUUCAGGCGUACCCGCAAGAAAUUAUUCCUCUAAUGGAUCAAAGCGUCAGGGACGUCAUGGUCGAAUUAGCGGCGAAGGAAAUGGAGCGAUUGCGGUCCCAGAUUCAGCGUAAUCAGAGCAACCAUAGGGAUAUGAGUGAUGCUCCAGUUGUUCCUAGCUCUGAUGCCAUGAGCGAAAGUGGUCGGAUGCCACAGACGGAGAUCCCAGACCUUGUCGCAGAAGCUGAGACGAAACCAUACAAAGUUCUUCCUUUCGGUCUUGACAGCACAGUCAAUAUGAGAGAUCUUGAUCCUGCCGAUAUGGAUAAACUGGUGAGCAUCAAGGGUUUGGUCAUUCGUGCUACACCCAUUAUACCUGACAUGAAAGAAGCAUUCUUCCGCUGUCAGGCCUGUAACCACUCGGUUCAAGUCGAUAUCGAUCGCGGCAAGAUCGCCGAACCCACCAUCUGCCCCCGUCAAGUCUGCCAACAGAGGAACUCGAUGCAGAUUGUCCACAAUCGCUGCGUCUUUGCCGAUAAACAAGUGAUCAAGCUGCAGGAGACCCCAGACAGCAUCCCCGACGGUCAAACGCCUCACUCGGUUUCUUUAUGUGUCUACGACGAGCUGGUGGACGUUUGCAAAGCAGGUGACCGGGUUGAGGUUACAGGUAUCUUCCGAUCCAACCCCGUGCGCAUCAAUCCUCGCCAGCGGACACAGAAAAGUCUUUUCAAGACAUACAUCGACGUUCUCCAUGUUCAGAAGAUCGACCGCAAGAAGCUGGGUAUCGACGUGUCGACCGUUGAACAGGAGCUUUCAGAACAGGCUGCUGGCGACGCUGAGCAGAUCCGCAAGAUUUCUGCCGAAGAGGAGGAUAAGAUCAGGCGGACAUCCACACGGCCUGACCUAUACGAGCUUCUUGCGCGAUCGCUGGCUCCUAGCAUUUACGAAAUGGAUGACGUGAAGAAGGGUAUUUUGCUUCAGUUGUUCGGUGGCACGAACAAGUCAUUCCAGAAGGGUGGUAACCCGCGCUACCGUGGCGACAUCAACGUGCUCCUCUGCGGUGACCCCUCGACUUCCAAGUCUCAAUUACUCCGAUAUGUCCACAAGAUCGCUCCCCGAGGUGUAUACACCAGUGGUAAGGGUUCGUCUGCUGUCGGUCUUACGGCCUACGUCACGCGUGAUCCCGAGACCCGUCAGAUGGUGCUCGAGUCCGGUGCCUUAGUUCUCUCCGACGGAGGUGUUUGCUGCAUUGAUGAGUUCGACAAGAUGAAUGAGUCCACGCGCUCCGUCCUCCACGAGGUCAUGGAACAGCAAACGGUGUCUAUCGCCAAGGCCGGUAUCAUCACGACUCUAAAUGCCAGGACAAGUAUCCUUGCAUCGGCCAACCCAAUCGGCAGCAGAUACAACCCGAACUUGCCCGUUCCCCAGAACAUCGACCUUCCACCUACACUAUUGUCACGUUUCGACUUGGUCUACCUUGUCCUUGACCGCGUCGACGAACAGGAGGACCGUCGCCUGGCCAAGCACAUUGUCAACAUGUAUCUUGAAGAUAGGCCAGACAACGCGAGCGAGCGGGAAGUCUUGCCCAUUGAAUUUCUGACAGCCUAUAUAACCUACGCCAAAACCAAAAUUCAUCCCGUCAUCACACCCGCCGCUGGCAGAGCCCUGUCCGACGCUUACGUGAACAUGCGUAAGCUCGGAGACGACAUCCGCUCAGCAGAUCGCCGAAUUACAGCAACGACCCGUCAGCUCGAGUCGAUGAUCCGACUAGCUGAAGCUCACGCCCGUAUGCGCCUUUCUACCGAGGUAACAGCAGACGACGUGGAAGAGGCCGUGCGCCUGAUCCGCUCUGCCAUCAAACAAGCGGCCACAGACUCCCGCACCGGAUUGAUCGAUAUGAGUCUUCUCACAGAGGGCACAAGUGCGAGCGAGCGACGAAACAAGGAGGCCCUCAAGCGCGGUAUCCUCGGCGUCGUCGAUGACUUGGCCGGUGCUGCGGGUGGCGCAGCCCGCUGGGCAGAGGUCUAUCGGGUCUUGAGCGAGCAGGCUAGCGCUGGCGUUGAUAGCGCUCAGUUCACGGAGGCCGUUAGGGCUCUUGAGUCAGAGGGUCUUGCGAACAUCCUGGGUGAGGGCGCGCGGAGAAGUAUCCGCCGUGCUGCUGGUGCGGUUGCAUAAGACGCGGACGACAGAACGAUGAGGAAAUGAUGAUAUGGAGUACAUAAUACAUAAAUGGAGGUCGAUGAUUAGCUAUCAACAUGUAUGGUUUGGUGUCUGGUGUUAGGGUAUGGUUGGAUGCGGGAUGGUCUUGCGUUUACUCAAGUCGAUAAUUCCAUUUAGUAUCUAUCAAUUGAUCAUUUCUGUGGCAAGA
Molecule: messenger RNA, 3390 nt
Organism: Aspergillus calidoustus
Lineage: Eukaryota; Fungi; Ascomycota; Eurotiomycetes; Eurotiales; Aspergillaceae
Source: the annotation of a GenBank genome assembly